Molecule: messenger RNA, 2969 nt
Organism: Passer domesticus (house sparrow)
Lineage: Eukaryota; Metazoa; Chordata; Aves; Passeriformes; Passeridae
Product: prostatic acid phosphatase-like
Exons: 11
Coding region: 43-1167 (374 amino acids)
Biological process (GO): dephosphorylation; lysosome organization
Cellular component (GO): plasma membrane; lysosome
Molecular function (GO): acid phosphatase activity
Source: RefSeq, a predicted model, not a curated record
CAGGGACCUUGAUGUGCAAAAUAGCUGAAAGCUACCCUCAGGAUGAGAGCAAGGCAGCUGGUCUGUGGAAUUUGGAGUCUGUGUUUCCUGUUCUGUCUUUUCUGCAUUUUUCUUCACCAAACAACAGCUAAAAGAAAACUGAAGUUUGUGUCCCUAGUAUUUCGCCAUGGUGAUCAUACCCCACAGGAGUUUUUCCCAACUGAUAAGCACAAAGAAAUUGCAAGACAACAGGGAUAUGGCCAACUUACCAAGCUUGGCAUACAACAACAGUAUGAGCUUGGCCAGUACAUGCGGAGGAGAUACUCUCAUUUCCUGAGCGUUGUAUACAAGCAGUGUGAGAUUUAUGUUCAAAGCACUGACUGUGAUCACACACUUAUGAGUGCUCAGGCAAGUCUUGCCGGACUGUACCCACCAACACAGGACCAGAUUUGGAACCCCAGAAUCCUUUGGCAGCCAAUUCCAGUUCACACAAUGCCACUGUCACAGGAUAAUUUGCUAUACCUACCUCUCUCACACUGCCCAAAAUACAAGGAGCUUCUGAGAGAAACCUUUGCAACAAGGGAUUUCCAAAGGCAAUUCAAGCACUACAAGCAAUUUCUGAAGUUUUUAGCCACUCAUACAGGAUAUCCAUUGAAGAAGUUGACUAGUGAAAGGAUUUGGAAGCUCUCUGACACUUUACAAUAUGAGGAUAUUAACAAUUACACUUUACCUGUUUGGGCUACUCAUGGUGUCAGGACCAAGCUGAUAAAGCUGUCAGAAUUGUUAUUGCAAGCAGAAUUUGGGGUCCACAAAAAAAUACAAAAAUCACGUUUGCAGGGAGGUAUUCUUUUAAAAACUAUUCUAAAGCAUAUCUUAGAUGCUAGAAAGCCUUCAUACCACCAAAAAAUGGUUAUGUAUUCCACGCAUGCAGCCACCAUUGCUGCCUUACAGAUGGCACUCAAUGUCUUCAAUGGAAAAUUGCCUCCUCACACUGCUUGCCAUUUUUUUGAACUUUACCAGGAAAAAAAUGGGCAAUACACCAUAGAAAUGUACUACCGGAACAAUUCCUUGAGGGAGCCUCACCCCCUCACUCUCCCUGGCUGCAAAUUUCGCUGUCCCCUAGAGAGAUUUACUCAUCUGGUCUCUCCCAUCCUCCUACCCUAUUGGACAAGAGAAUGUAGGAUGUAGGACAUCAAAAGAGGUGUUCCCUCCACUAUCUUCAGAGUGCUUCACUUUAUGAAAGAACUCUUCCCACACUGUGAUAUGACUGUGGUCCAACAUUUCUCUUUAAAUUCCAUCAGCAUGACCAACUGAGUCUCCUGAUCUCUACCAAAAGAAAACAUUCCUUAAUGCUACAAACAAAAAUUAUAGAAAGCAAGGACUUAUUCUUCAUGAAUAUUUGCUUUACUGGUAAAACCCAAUGCAAUAUGAAACCAGUGGAAUUUUUCAAGACCUAUUCUGUCAAAAGGGUCUUUGUCAGAACUACUUCAACAAUGCAAUUAUAGCUAGAGUGUUUUCAAGGGCUAUAGCCUUGAUUUACAGCAAAAUUGGAAAAUACCUCUGAAGGAGUGUUGCCCUCUUUUGAAGAAUGAGACAAGAACUUCCAGAAUUGGUGACAGAAGCAAUGCUUCAAAUGGAGACCCUAAAAGGAGGAGUCAUUCCACUCAGACUUUAUUUUACUUAAGAAGCAAUGAAUCAUUUUGCCCAAACAGUUCUCAGAAGCCACAAGAAUGAGGAUAAUGCCUGCUUACUUACCUAAGAGAUUUCUUUCUUCUUUUCUCUGCCUUUUACAUGCACAAAUCCCAUAUCUACAUAGAAGGAAGAUGAGACUUAUGGAAAACUUGGAGUGUGAAUCUAGAGAUAAAAGGGGCCUAGAAACAGCCAGGCUAGCUAACAUGAAGACCUAGCAACUACUAGUAGACCCAACAAGGCUUUCAGAUAUUCUUUCCAAAAAGACAGCAAAGCCAAGUGCUAAUUUUGGAAGAAAAAUAAUUUUUGGUUUCAGAUAGAUUUUUUAACAUCUUCCUUUUAUUAUGUUACCUUGACUGAUCUGAUCAUAUAAAGUCUGUUCUGAUCUGAUCAUAUAAAGUCUGUUCUCCUGGGAAAUUGUAAGUAGACACUGUUCUUGACAUGAACAAAAAAAAAAUGGCAAUACAAAAUAAAAAAAAAAAUCAGACCUGCAUGCUCAUUAAAAUAUGCAGUAUAUGUUGGGCAAUCCUUUACUAGUUAUGUUUUCUAAUAUUGCUAUUGCAACAACAGCUUGUGUUCUUACUACAAAAGCUGGAUCAGAACAAUCAGAUGCAACUAAUUUCUGAAAACAAUAGAUAUGUCUUUGCUUGAAGAACUCGGAUUUCUUUUUUUGUUUGUUUUCUCACAGUGGAUAGGACCUUUUGUCAACAGUCUUAUUGCCCACAGAUCAUUUCAAAGAGAACUGGAGUAACAGCUGAGGUGCAGAAAAUGUUGCUAUUCUGGCUUCUUUUCCUCAGAUCAGGCUUUUAAAAUAGAUGCUAAACCUGAAAAGUAUAUUCUAUACAGCAUAAGCAGAUGUCACUCUACAAAAUAAAAAUUAAUCAAAAUAAUAAAAAAUAUCCCUUUUCUGUCCAAAAAGAAUCUAAGUUUCAGAAUUCUCACUGUAAAUGCCCUAUUCUCUUCUCAGCAGUUCCCAAUUUCUGUUCUUCUUAAGCCAUCAUAGGAAAUAUAAUUCACCAGAAAAGCUGUAGUUAGAUUUCCAGCCAAAAAAUGCAACCCCUUUUACCAUAGCAUCCAAACAAUGGUAAAAAUGUUUUCUGACAACAUGAGACAACCAGUUCUACCUGCUUCUUAAUGCAAAGAAGAGCAAGCUUGUUUAUUCUGUAUUACCUUAAUGUCCUAUAAUGGACACCAGAAGAAAGUCUUCCCAGGUCUGGCAGCCCUCGCAGGAAAGUUAGUGCCAGCUCUUUAAGUUAUUCAUCUCAAAGCCACGCUGAUCAUCACACCUCCCUUCCUAAGAA